This is a messenger RNA of Chara braunii, 2163 nucleotides long. Lineage: Eukaryota; Viridiplantae; Streptophyta; Charophyceae; Charales; Characeae. The record is from the annotation of a GenBank genome assembly.
CAGGAGGACCAUAUGAGAAGGGGGGUGAGUUCUCUUCAUCUCGAAGCUCAAGGCCACUCAGUCCCAAUGCUAAUCGACCAAGUGGAAGGAGUCACUCUUCAUGGUCAAAGAUGCUCAGGGGAACGAGCUUUUGUCCUCUUGGAUGAGAAGCACGAAUUCCCAGUGACUUUUCUAAAUGCAUUAAAGUUCUGCAAGAAGUGGCGCAAGCACAAAGAGGAAGAACAGCUGUAUGUUGCCUUUGUUUGUCCUGCUCAUGUGCCUUCUACUUUUGCGGCUGGUACCACUACUACUUCGAUUAAUGAUCCUACUUCUAGUACUUCUACUACUAGCACCUCUACAUCUCUAACCUCUAAUAGUCCAAAUGAUCCUACUUCAGAUUCGGUCGUCUCUAUACGCGACUUGCGACCGGAUCUUGGUGAUCCCUUUGCUGAUUCCCCACCCCCACCUGUCCCAUCAGACAUCCAAACCCUCCUCAAUCGGUUUCCGGAAGUCUUGGCCGAGCCACGUGGAGUCCCCACUCGACCGGUUCAAGACACCAUCGAGUUGGUCGAGGGUGUUGUUCCUCCAAAGGGCUGCGUGUACCGUAUGGGACCCGGCGAGUUGAAGGAACUCCGGAGACAGGUCGAUGAGAUGAUUGACAAAGGGUGGAUCAAACCAAGUGAAUCUGAAUUCGGUGCUCCUGUGUUGUUUGUGCCAAAGAAAGGAGGCAAACUCCGCAUGUGUAUUGACUAUCGCGGUCUAAACCGCAUCACGAGAAAAAAUGCUUAUCCAUUGCCUCGUAUAGACGACUUGCUUGAUGUCGCAGGCGGGUGCAAGGUCUUCUCCAAGAUCGAUCUCAAGUCUGGCUACCGCCUGAUUGAAGUCGAUCCUGCGGACCAGCACAAGACCGCGUUCAAAACACGCGACGGGCUUUAUGAGUUCACCGUAAUGCCCUUCGGUCUUACGAACGCACCAGCCACUUUCCAAAGCCUCAUGGACAAGGUCCUCCGCGAACAGAUUGGCCGGUUUGUGGUAGUGUACCUGGAUGACAUUCUGAUCUUCAGCAAGUCCAUGGAGGAACACCUCAAGCAUCUUGAGGAGGUGCUCGCUAUCCUCAAGAAGACGCAGCUCCAUCUCAACUUGGAAAAAUCUGAGUUUGGGAAGGAUAGCGUCAUCUAUCUAGGGCACCGUUUGUCUGCUGCAGGCCUAGAGCCUGAGGCAACCAAGAUUGAGGUCAUACGCGAUUGGCCUCAACCUGCGAACAUUCGCGAAUUGCGUUCUUUCUUUAAUCUCGCGUCGUACUAUCGGAAGUUUGUACCCCGUUUUUCUAUCAUUGCUCGUCCGUUGUCGCAACUAACCAGUAAAAAUGUGUCUUAUUCCUGGAAUGCCGCGUGUACGGAAGCUUUUCGAACUCUCAAGGAAGCCUUAGUAAGUUACCCGGAACUCCGCAUUGCAGAUCCCAAACUGACCUUCGUAGUUACUACGGAUGCAAGUCAGUAUGGAAUCGGUGCAGUGCUGCGGCAAGAUGACGGCAAUGGCCUGCGGCCACUCGAGUACUACAGCAAACGAAUGCCCAGCGUAAAGGUCGCCACUUCCACCUACAUGCGCGAGCUCUACGCUUUGCGUAUGGCGUUGGAUCAUUGGAAACAUUACCUUUUGGGACGCCACUUCAAAGUCUUCUCAGAUCAUGAGACCUUGAAGUGGAUCAAACAGCAGACUACUCUGUCCCCUACCUUGCUUCGCUGGUUCCAUGAGAUUGGCAUUUUUUAUUUUGAAUUAAGACACAAAAAGGGUUGUUAUAAUCAAGUCGCUGACGCAUUGUCUCGCCACCCUGAGUACAUGACUUGCCUUGUGAAAUCCUACGACCUCCGGAAGAAACUGAAGGAGGAGCUCGUAGAGCAGACAGCCAAGGAUCCGAAGCUUAGCUCCAUCCUUGAGCAGCUGCGGGCUGAUCCUAGUAGUUAGCCUGAUUUCCACGAGUAUGGAGGACUGAUUUUUCGUCGUUACGGGAACCAUGACCAUUUGUGUGUGCCCAACCAUGAGCCUCUCCGCACACACUUUCUGGACUUGACUCAUGGCCGGAGCGGGCACUUCGGCAUGGCAAAAACGUACGCUAACCUGCUGAGACAAUUUGAUUGGCCUGGCAUGAAAGGGACUACUGAGAAAUCAAACCUUGCAGACAAA